This is a messenger RNA of Striga hermonthica, 1149 nucleotides long. Lineage: Eukaryota; Viridiplantae; Streptophyta; Magnoliopsida; Lamiales; Orobanchaceae. The record is from the annotation of a GenBank genome assembly.
AUGGCGACCCUGCUCACCGCCGGCGCCGGCACGUCCGCCGCCGAAUCGCCGCCGUCCACCCCUCAGCUCAUCCCCAACCUUCCCCAAGACAUCUCUCUCCAGAUCCUGGCUCGAGUGCCCCGCUUCCACUACCCUCUCCUCUCUCUAGUUUCGAAAUCGUGGCUGUCCGCCGUCAGAUCCGCCGAGCUCUUCCUCAACCGAUCCAUCCUCCGCACGACCCAAUUCUCUCUCUACCUCACUCUCCGCGUCGACUCCUCCUACAGAUGGUACGCCGAGCAGAGAAAUCCCCAAAAUUCCAGGCGCUCCUCCCUAAUCCCCAUCCCGUCAAUCCCGCAGCACCUCGUCGGCUCCUCAAUUCUCGCCCUAGGGCCCAAGAUAUAUGUAAUCGGCGGGUCGGUCAACGACGUCCCUUCCAACAGUAUCUGGAUCUUCGACUGCAGCCUCAGCAAGUGGGCCCCGGGCCCCAAGAUGCGGGCCGCCCGGGAAUUUUCCGCCGCCGGCUCGUGGGGCGGUAGGAUCCUCGUGGUGGGCGGGUGCAACGUGGACAGCUGGACCCGCUCCGCCAACUGGGCCGAGUCCUACGACCCGAGCACGCGGCUGUGGUCCCCGGUGCCGAGCGCGGUCGAGGUCAGGGACAGGUGGAUGCACGCGAGCGCCGUGAUUGGGGGCAAGUUCUACGCCAUGGCCGACAGGGGUGGGGUAGCGUAUGACUUGGGGUCCGGUGAGUGGGGGGCCGUGCCCAAGAGGCUGGAUCUGGGGUGGCGGGGCCGGGCGGCUGUUGUUGGUGGCGUGCUGUACUGUUACGACUACUUGGGGAAGAUCAGAGGGUAUGAUGUGGAGCGUGACGUGUGGAAAGAGUUGAAGGGUGUGGAUGAAAGCCUGCCGGAGUUUCUGUGCAGCUCGACCAUGGUGAAUUUGGAUGGGCGGCUCUGCGUGGUGUGGGAAGGGAGAGGGAGAGGGAAGGAAGUGGACGUGAUGUGUGCGGAGAUCGAGAUCUUAAUUAAAAAAAAUAUGAGUUUGAUGAAACGAAUAGGGUUACCUGCUGCACGAAUGGGUCUGGAUUCAUAUCUCGAAAAGGGUCGGCCUCUGAAAGCUGUCAGCCAUCAAGGAUGCUUAAAAUCAUCCAAGUGGAAAAUUUUCAUCAUCUAG